CAGUGGACAUUAUCGCGCAUUUUUCCAGUUACUCAGUGCUCCCCUUGUCACCGCGUCCGUUCGGUCUUUUGGGUCGGGUACAACGACCCACUCCUGCCCACAAACUUUGCCGUCAUCCUGGCUUAGACGCUGCGUAGAUGAUUUUCCUGGCAAAGCAAGAACAUCAGAAACUAAUAUAUGUAUUCAACUGCGCAUUCAGAUCGCUACAUGAAGGCGGAGAUAGGAAUAAUGGUACCUGGGUUCUUGUCUGUACUCAAUCUUCUGUCCGUAAUUUCCGGAUCAUCGUCGCUAUGCGUCGAGAACUUGGUCUCAGACUGCGGAGAAUUGUCUCCACCUGUUAA
Molecule: messenger RNA, 341 nt
Organism: Periconia digitata
Lineage: Eukaryota; Fungi; Ascomycota; Dothideomycetes; Pleosporales; Periconiaceae
Source: the annotation of a GenBank genome assembly